This is a messenger RNA of Dermacentor andersoni, 5572 nucleotides long. RefSeq names its product transducin-like enhancer protein 4. Lineage: Eukaryota; Metazoa; Arthropoda; Arachnida; Ixodida; Ixodidae. Gene Ontology annotation, biological process: regulation of DNA-templated transcription; negative regulation of canonical Wnt signaling pathway. The record is from RefSeq and is a predicted model, not a curated record. Gene Ontology annotation, molecular function: protein binding; transcription corepressor activity. Gene Ontology annotation, cellular component: nucleus; transcription regulator complex.
GGUGUUCCGAUUUGCCGGUGGUCGUCGGGUUGAGCCCCGCCGGGAGGGUGUCACACCCUCCUCCCCAUCGUGCUUCUCUGCUUGUGGAUUGUUGCGCCGCUGCGCCACACCGCGGCCCACCGAGGAAACAGCGCGCUCUUUCGUCGACCGCCGAGGCGCCUGCUCGCCCGCUGCUGUCGCUGCUCGCCGCCAUUGCUCGCAGCGUCGCGGCCUUGUGUUGUGUUUUGGGAGACUCCACACCUGGGUCGCGUUGUGAGUGGUUCGCGAGAAAGCCGGAUACCUUGGAUCGUGCGGGAUUUUGACUUCAUGGCGGGCGCCUGAAGAGCCCGGUGCGUCUUCCGCGCCGGCGUGGACAGCAGCCAGCUGAAGGCGGCGCCCCCCGACGGCCGUCUCUGGCGGCUGCAUCGAUCCGCAAUGUUCCCCAAUAGGCAUCCGACUGUUACCGGGUACUGGUCGAAGAUGCUGGAAAAUUUUCAGGGACCCCCGGCGCAGGCGGGCCAGCCGUUCAAGUUUACCGUGUCCGAGACGUGCGACCGCAUCAAGGAGGAGUUCAACUUUCUCCAGGCGCAGUACCAUAGCCUCAAGCUCGAGUGCGAGAAGUUGGCCAGCGAGAAGACCGAGAUGCAGAGGCACUACGUCAUGUACUACGAGAUGUCGUACGGUUUGAACGUCGAGAUGCACAAACAGACGGAGGUGGCCAAACGGCUGAACGCCAUCAUCGCCCAGAUCCUGCCGUUCCUCUCGCAAGAGCAUCAACAGCAAGUGGCGACCGCUGUGGAACGCGCCAAGCAGGUCACCAUGACUGAACUCAACGCCAUUAUCGGGCAGCAGCACACCGGCCUGGCGCACCUCAUGCAACAGAUGCAAGCUCAGCAACUCGCACAUGGGGGCCCCGGUGCCAUGGGUCCACUGAUGCCGCAUGCAUUGGCCCUGGGGCCGCCCAACAGUGCAGCCAGCCUGCUCGCUCUCUCCUCGGGCUUGGCGCCUGUGGCCGCACUCAAGGAGCACGACAAGCGUGCCGCUGCUGCAGCCGCUGCUGCGCAAGCGGCUGCUGAUGAUAGGAGAAACUCGCCUUCUCCACGUGAUGCAAAGUUGAGAACACGGACACCGGACACAGAAUCUGACAAGAAGCGACGGAAAGAAGACAAACAUGAUGUCAUUGUUCAUGACAAUGAUGAUGAAAACCAGGAAGUUGACGUUGCAAAUGAGGACCCUGUGUCUCCUGCUAACAAUGGGAGCUUGUCACCACGAGAAAAUGGCAGCGAGCGUCCCAUCAAGCGGGAGAGGCCACCUAGUCGCUCGGGCUCCUCUUCCAGUCGUAGUACCCCAGUCUCCUCAAAGUCCACAAAGGAUGGCUUGGGUGAUAAAUCUCCCACCCCGGUGUCAAAAUCAUUAACUCCUACGAGUUCGGGCUCCACAACUCCUGGUUCCAGUGGUGCAGCCAAGCCGUCCCUGCCCGGUUCCUCUUCCAAGUCAGCUGCUCUUGGUCCCUACCCGUACCCCCUGGGAGGUGCACCACAUGCGUUGGCCGCAGCUGACCUGGCCGCUGCCAACUCGGCAGCCUUCCCUCAGCUACACAGCUCAGCGCUCAGUUCCUACUCGCGAUCUCUGUUGUCCUUAUCGCAGGUUGCAGGCUUUGACGCACACCCAUCCUUGCGGCCACCACCUCACUUUGGCACCAUUCCAGGUGGAAAACCGGCCUAUUCGUUCCAUGUGAGUGCAGAGGGCCAGAUGCAGCCAGUGCCAUUCCCACCAGAUGCGCUUAUGGGUGCUGGCAUUCCACGGCAUGCACGGCAGAUCAACACGCUGUCGCAUGGUGAAGUGGUGUGUGCGGUGACCAUCUCGAGUCCCACCAAAUAUGUCUACACGGGGGGCAAAGGAUGUGUCAAGGUCUGGGACAUCAGUCAACCAGGAUCCAAGAGUCCUGUUUCACAGCUUGACUGUCUGCAAAGGGACAAUUAUAUCCGCUCCUGCAAGCUUCUUCCUGAUGGGAGAACACUCAUCGUGGGUGGGGAAGCUAGUACCAUUUGCAUCUGGGAUCUGGGUGCGCCAACCCCGCGAAUCAAGGCUGAGCUGACUUCAAGUGCACCUGCGUGCUAUGCCUUGGCCAUCAGCCCCGACUCCAAGGUUUGCUUCAGCUGCUGUUCGGAUGGGAACAUUGCUGUCUGGGACCUGCACAAUCAGACGCUUGUCAGGCAGUUCCAGGGGCAUACAGAUGGUGCAAGUUGCAUCGAUAUUUCAAGUGAUGGCACCAAGCUGUGGACUGGUGGUCUAGACAACACUGUGCGCUCUUGGGACCUUCGUGAGGGGCGGCAACUGCAGCAGCACGACUUUACGUCGCAGAUCUUCUCAUUGGGCUAUUGCCCCACAGGGGAGUGGCUGGCUGUUGGCAUGGAGAGCAGCAACGUGGAAGUUCUCCACUGUAGCAAGCCAGACAAGUACCAGCUGCACUUGCAUGAGAGCUGUGUCCUGUCACUCAAGUUUGCCUCAUGCGGCAAGUGGUUUGUCUCCACGGGCAAGGACAACCUGCUAAAUGCCUGGAGGACGCCCUACGGUGCAUCUAUCUUCCAGUCCAAGGAGUCCUCAUCAGUGUUGAGCUGUGACAUCUCUUCAGAUGACAAGUACAUUGUCACUGGCUCAGGAGACAAGAAGGCCACUGUGUAUGAAGUGAUCUACUGAGCACCCACUAUGCCCUGUUGUUCCUAAUGUGUUGGCCAGCACAGUGUUACAGGGCUGCACACACUGUACAAAGCAGAGAUUUCUCAUCUGCCCCCUUUUUUUGUUUUGGCAGAGAACUGUUUGUGGGGUGGCUGUUCAUGCCACUAAAACUGAACCAAGGACUCUAUCCUGAACAAUGGCUUUAAUGACAGCAUGGUCAGCACUCUUGAGACAACCUGUGUGCUGCCAAUCCUGCAUGUUGCUGAUAUUGUGAUCAUGACCAGUUGACUGUUCCUAUUGCAUUGGUAAUGGCAUUGUGGUGGUUAUCACAUAAUUAAGUGCUUUGUUGAUGCCCAUGCUGAAGAACAGAUUGUGAAGAAACAGGUUAUUGUAAUGAACAUUAUGGCCUCCUGCUAUCACAUGUCGAGGAUGCUGGAAUGCUUUUAUGGUUGGGAGGAGAUGCAGGGAAAGGCAGCAUUUGUUACUUGCCUACCACGAUACUGUCUGGUCAGUGUCUGCAUAUGACAACCAUACUGAGGACCUUGGUGUAGAACAAGUGCCCUUCCUGCUCUCCUCUUCGAGUUUCAAUACUGCCGCUGCAAUGUUCCGCACAUACCCUUAAUUUGAAGGUAAUGAAAGCUAAGUUUAUGGGCAUUACUUUCUGUACUUUUCCCAUUAAAACUUGCAUUAGGUGACUGUUUGGGAUAUGAUGUGCUCAAUUUCUGCAUUUCGCCUCUGGAUAAACUCUAUUCAAGUAACUAGUGCAAUUGCAGACGGCCUUCUGCUGUGCCAUGAAGGAACAUGUUGGCAUGUAGGCUUGGCGUAGUUGGUAAUGAACUUUUCGUGUUUGAAAGCUGGGCAAGAAACCUCUCUUGGUAGUUAGAGAGUAAAGUUUAUGGGUACAACACUGAUUAAAAUUGACCACUCUUAUUAUCCUUGUCUACUUCCUUCAACUGGUUGACCCAAACAAAGAAGAAGAAAAAAAAGAAACUGUUUUAUGACUAGGCCUCUGGCUGCUGCAUAUCACAGCUUUGCUGAAAAGCGCACAAAAAAAAAAAAAAGCAUUUUUGAACCUCUGCAUUAUGCCAAAAUUGUCUUUUGAUUCAUCAGAUUGUUCAAGCUUGUCUACGAAACGGAAUCAACUGCGCUUGUACAAGAGAAGACCUCUUGCUACAUUUUCCUGUUGCUGUUUCCUCAACUCAUGAGACCAUUAGAAAUAUUUCUCUUAGUUUGAUGCUGUCAAUCUGUGACACGGCACUGGCUUGUACUAGCAGUGGUAGGGCUGUCGUGUGUGAAAUAGAGUCCUGGUUUCUUUUCUAAUAUAACAUCAGGAACUACACCAUCACUUCAUGAAUCAUGAAUUGAGUGCACAUAUGUCUAUGUUGGUGUGUGUGCGUGCGUGUAUGAAUUCUCAUUCAGGGAUGGAGUAUACCUUGAUGGUUUACUCUUGGCUACCCUCUGCACUGUAAAUAAAGAUGUUACAGCAAACUUGGCACGCUGAUGGUGUUUUUGUUGAAGUAGGUUGGAAAAAAACUGAUGGUGUUCUGCAUUCUUGUUGGAGCUACCAGCAACAGGUUAUGAACAUGGUCUGUAUGUGAAUGCUUUGAUAGAGGUGCUCCUUUUUGAUGUCACCUUGGAAUAAAAGGGAACAUCAGUGCCACUGUUUUGCCCUUGGGCGAUGUGCAACACUCUUGCCCUGCGUUAAACUGUGAGGGAAGGUUUCUCCCUUGUGGACAGUGCCAUCAGGGCACCAUCUGAACAAAUUGCUUAGAUGUUUUUAAACUGUACACCAUGCUGCCAAAGUAUGGCAGACUACGCUGGAACAAAAUUUAUAUUGUGAAUCUUGUGUUCUUUAAUUCAAUGGCUUUGAGAAGCCAUAUUUGGGGUCUUCUACAAUUUCAUUUCAGUUAUUGUAUAAAUGGGCUGCUAUCAUGUCACAUUUGCAGAAUGCUUUGGAAUUUUUCAAACACAUUUGCUGUACUUGCAGCAGUACAUUCUCGGGCUUAUCUGGUACUUGGUACUACGAGAAAUUAUUUCUCGUUGGAUAAGUUGUACUGUAAAGUUUAAAAACCUUGACUUGUUGCUGACAGAAAUAAAGCAUUGAAUGCAAUGUUUGCAAUGAUAGGAAGCUACUCAUUUUCUUCUUGAAACAAUGGUGCUCAUCAAUAUGCAUCUAGUCUGUUGAGUUUGUAGCUCUGUGUGGUUUGCACAGUCAAUUUAGGUUCAUUGGUGAAGCAAAAAGUGAAUAAUUGAUGGAACAGAUUGAACAUCCACUCUACAACACGUUCGUAAAUGUUAUCCUUUCCGUGCCUCCAUUUGAAGUCAACAGGAAGUGAAAGUUGAAAUAUUUUUUUUUCUUUUCCAUAUGCGACUGGCCUGUAACCGAUUUGUUUGUUUCUGGGCUUUUGAUUUUAUGUCUCGUCUCUGUGAUCUCCAUCAUUUAUGUCCACGAUGGCUUAAAGUAUACACCAGUAGGGCCAAAGCUUAACAGUUGCAUUUUCUUGCAGGAAAGUUUGAUUUGUGUCCUAUGAUGAGUAAUUUCAACUCCCAAAUUGUAAAGCUAAUCAUAGACUGCUACGAUUUCUGCGACAAUUUUCUAUCCUAAAGAUACACAGCAGUGUACCAAUAAAGGUGUGCAAAAAUUGGUGGUUGACAAAAAUUUAUGCCGAGGAAAAUGCCACACUCUUUCAUUGAAUAAUUUGUGCGAUUACUGUCAACUCUGGUCUUGUGAACUUGCACAGACGUGCACAAAAGAGUACUGUAAAUAGUCCUUUUUUGACACUUGAUAUAAAUGAGGAAGGAUGGAUGUUUCUGCCUCCUGUAUUUUAAUUUUACUGCUGGGAUUCUGAUGUGACUUAGUUGCUGUAAAUAUAUGACAUUUGGUUUCAUAAAAUGUGUUUGCACAAAAGCUGAA